Molecule: messenger RNA, 534 nt
Organism: Pocillopora damicornis (cauliflower coral)
Lineage: Eukaryota; Metazoa; Cnidaria; Anthozoa; Scleractinia; Pocilloporidae
Source: RefSeq, a predicted model, not a curated record
AAGUCUCCAGUAUCAACCACUUUGAGAAAAAAGGACUGUACAAAAGCUGGAGAAAUAACCUCCGCACCAUUGGAGAUUGACGGUGUCGAAAAUGGUGGUAAAGUAGUACAUGAAUUGACUGUACGAGCGUGGUUAAGGAAUCCUAGUAUUUUGAUAAAGUUCACAAUCAUUUUCGCGUGUGUACAGGAUGUUUCUUAUUCCUAUUUACCACUAUUUCUUACCGAUACACUGAAAUUUGAAAAGGAAUGUUUCACCACAACGCCUACAACGCCUACAACGCCCUUACGCUGCCUAAUGCGAGGAGCCACUUUCGUCAUUGUGCAAAAGCUCUUUCCAGAAGAGAGUUCGUCUGAAGAUGGCCAAGAGUGUAAUGCGCGACACGUGUUUUCAAUCCAUCCAGUAUCAAUUGCCUUACUCAGCCUUCUGACCGUUUUAUUAUUUCAGUCUUUAAAAGCAAUAUACGUGGGAAAGGCGUUGAAAGUAAAUGCUACUUCAAAGAGUGAUGAAACAAGACAGGGAGUGGUGAUCUCUUAG